CUUGAUCUAUUUUUGGGAUUUACUGCCAGGGAAUAUUGCCUGGAAUGUUGGAAAGUCACCUUGAAAGUUGAUUGGGUUGCUUGGGGAGAGAGAAGAGAAUAGAAAUCCGCAUACAGAGGGGAGGCUGUCAGGAAUUUGGUGAUAUCACUGUAAGUGCUUUUUUUUAUGAAAGGUUACUCCAAAUUUCUUACACGAUAAAGAGGACCUGAAGACCUCUCUUGUUGAAUUAGAUUUGAAAAUUUAAAAUGGACUCCCAGAGCUACUUUGGUAUAGUUGACUACAUAGUCUUUGCUGCAGUACUAGCCUUUUCCUCGGCAAUUGGCAUUUACUUCAGAUUUACGGGAGGGAAGCAAAAGACCUUCAAGGAAUAUAUGCUUGCUGACAACAGUAUGCCGAUGCUGCCUGUUGCUUUUUCACUAAUGGCCUCCUUCAUGUCAGCCAUCACAAUACUGGGAGUGUCAAAGGAGAAUUAUAUGUUUGGUACUCAGUUUAUAGUUAUCAAUAUAUCGUACAUCAUCUCAACUCCUAUUGUGUGCUACUUCUAUCUGCCAGUCUUCUUCAGGCUACAGAACACCAGUGUUUAUGAGUAUUUGGAACGAAGAUUUGGUCUCCUCACUCGAACAACUGCUUCUCUAGCCUUUAGCCUACAAAUGACUCUCUAUAUGGGCAUUGUUCUCUAUGCCCCUGCCUUAGCCCUCUCAGCAGUUACAGGAAUAUCUCUUCAGUGGUCCAUCAUAGCUGUAGGAUUAGUUUGUACUUUUUACUCCACUUUGGGUGGAAUGAAGGCUGUGCUGGUAACUGAUGUCUUCCAGUCGCUACUCAUGUUUGCUGCUAUCUUUGCUGUGAUUACUCGGGGUGUAAAAGAUCACGGUUUAUCCAAUAUUUUUAAGAUUGCCAAAGAGGGCGAAAGACUAGAGUUUUUCAAUGUCUCGCCAGAUCCACGCGAGAGGCACACUAUUUGGAGCCUUGGUAUUGGUGGUAUCUUCACAUACUGUUCUUUGUAUGGUGUUAACCAGGCACAAGUCCAGAGGCUCCUCACCAUUAAAGACCUUCGAAGAGCACAGGGAUCAUUAUGGAUCCAAUGGCCAAUAUUAACUCUCCUCAGCUUGUCCACAUCCUUUGCUGGUCUGGUGCUGUAUGCUCAGUAUCACCUCUGUGACCCUAUAAAGAGCGGUCGCAUAUCAAACUCAGACCAAUUGUUGCCUUUCUAUGUAGUUGAGACUAUGGGGAUGAUCCCAGGACUGUCAGGACUAUUUGUAUCAGGAAUUUUCAGUGGAUCACUGUCAACUGUUUCUUCUGCUUUGAAUUCUUUAGCAGCUGUCACAGUGCAGGACUACAUCCUGCCGUUUGCCCCAAGCAGUCUUGGCAUCGGAGAAAAACAAGCCACAAAGAUCAGUAAAAUUCUGGCUUGUGUUUAUGGUGGUGUGUGUAUGAUCAUAGCUUUUUCAGCAAAAUUACUGGGCACUGGUGUCCUCCAGGCUUCCUUGACUAUCUUCGGUGCAGUUGGGGGACCUCUGCUCUCCCUUUUUACUCUGGGGAUGUUGUGUAAAUGUGCAAAUCAGAAGGGUGCAAUGUCAGGUCUUCUUAUUGGCCUUGUGUUCACCCUAUGGAUUGGCUUCGGAAGGCCAAAACCACCACUUCCUUUCAAGCCAGUCUCCGUGGAAGGUUGUCCUGCAGACAACACAACUCUUAUCACAAGCAGAACCCUUGGUGAAGAGGCUGUCUUGGGGAAUAUCACCUUGACUGAAAUUACAGUUGAUGUUGCAAAUAUGACACAAGGUGUUGAUAGUGCUGAAGUUGUGGAGAGCACCUCUUUCCUCCAUGAGAUCUAUGCAGUGUCAUACAUGUGGAUAGCAGCUAUAGGCUUCCUGAUAACAUUGCUGGUGGGUGUGAUAGUGAGCAGGCUUACAGGAGGAAAUGAGAUUCUGGACCACGACCUCUUUGCAACUUGGAUACACCUGCCUCCCCCUUCAGCUGCUCUAGAGGAGGACAUGUGCUCAGACAAGGUUGACCUCCCUGGUAAUGCUGAGGUUCCCCAAGUGUCUUCUUCAGCAAAGCUCACACCUGAGAGCACAAAGUUAUAGUCUUGUUUUUUUCUUAGUUUUGGUUGUAUCUGAGGUAUGAGAUCUGAUAACAUUGGUUUUGUAUUUUGAAUUUGUAUAUUAUGUGAUAGGUUUUAUUUUUUCUUAGAUUUUUAGUUAUAUAUGAAUUACAGUUAUGUAUUAGUUUUAUGUCAAAGGUGCAAUACUGAAGGGAAUAGAAGCAAAAGAAGAGUAGGGAGAAAUAAUGGCUAUCUCUUACUGAUGGUUUAGAUGAAUGGAAUCUCAAAAGUGCACCAAUUUCCUAUUUCCUAUUUCAUUCAGAUUGUUGUGGUCUUGUCUAUUAUAGUACAAAUUUGGUCUCAUUCAUUGCUUUAUUGAUUUUUGAGAGUUUGUAGCUAAACAUUGUGCCUAUAAUUUGUUUGGUCUGUUGUGGAAAUAAUUUUCAUCCUACUGUAUAGAUAAUGAAAAGAAAGGCUGAACAUAUGAAUGAAGUCACACACAUAUGAUGAAGAAAUUGCCUGAAAGAUUUACUUAAGUAUGUGAUGUUGCUUUGUAGAUAUCUAAUUUGUAGGAAUAUUUUGAUAAUAGAUAUAUUUAGAUGAAUACAGCAAAUUACAGCAAUCGAAGGUGCCUGGUUAUGGAAAUCUCAGAGACUUCUAUUCAUUGACUUCACUAAAUGUUGAAUAUACUAUCAAAGUGUUCAAAAUAUGCAUGAAGGUUGCCCAUUUCUGAUAUUGUCAGUAAGCAGUAUCUGAAUGUAUUGAGUGGUUGCCAGUAUUUUAGAGAUUUAUACUUGUAAAACGUGAAUUGAAGAUAUCAAUUUGUCCAAAAUGUGAAAAAAGAGUGCUCAAAAAAUACCUGUUAUCCAGUGGUAUCUUUUAGAAGUGCAGAAGUGAAGAAGCACAUAAUUUGUCUUUCCAGUGGAGUUUACGAUGGGUCACGAAAGCCAGUAUCGUCCACUUUCAUUCCUGUCAUAUUUUUUUUUUCUCAUCUUUAACUUCAUGACCUGUAUUUUCAGCUCCCUCACUACUUAAAUCAUAACCUUCAUUAUCAUAUUCACCAUCUAUCCAAGAUCUGCUUUUCCAAUGCCUUGAAAAGUCUUCCAUAUUAAUGUAAGAUAGAGUUAGUCUGCGAGUCUCCCAUAUUUUAUGGUGAAGUAUGUGACUGUACAUUUCUGUUGUGCAGUUGAAUUUAAGCUCAGCUUACCUGUGCCUGUGCUUUAUCGUUUUUUAACUUGUUUGUGGAGAGGAGUUUAUAUAGAUAAAUGUUAAUUCAUGUUGUGAAAAGUAAACAUGGUAAAUCUGUAAUUAUUUUCAAAUAGCUGGAGGAAAAGAUGAACAGAUUAUCUGAUUUGUAACUGUGGUAGGUGUAGUUAUCUAUUUUUGUUUAUCUGAAUAGUUAUUUUAGUAAUUUUGUCAAAACACUUCCAGGUGCAUGUGAGUUAAGUAUGAAUAAUUAACUUGCAUACUACAAAAAAAAAAAGAGUUAAGAGGCUACAGUGUCUGUAAUUUUUAGCAACUUUGAUUAUUUGCUACAUACUUUGGAACUAUGACUGUGGAGAGGUGCUUGGUAGAUUCUCGUUUGCAAUUGCAAAAGGACUACAUGUAAUUAAUGACUAAAUAUUGCAUUCCA
Penaeus chinensis is the source of this 3674-nucleotide messenger RNA. RefSeq names its product putative sodium-dependent multivitamin transporter. Gene Ontology annotation, molecular function: symporter activity. Gene Ontology annotation, biological process: transmembrane transport; sodium ion transport. Lineage: Eukaryota; Metazoa; Arthropoda; Malacostraca; Decapoda; Penaeidae. The record is from RefSeq and is a predicted model, not a curated record. Bases 246 to 2084 code for a protein of 612 amino acids. Gene Ontology annotation, cellular component: membrane. The transcript is spliced from 12 exons.